GUGGCCUUCCUUCCUCUGCUCCAGCUAUAACCUUUUUGAAAGGGCUUCUCUUAACACAGUGCACAGCAGGCAAAACAGGGCCUUCUGUAGACUGUGGGAUUUACAAGCCUGGGCCAAGUAUGUUUUCACAGUGCCUGGUGGCACAGCAUCAGGUACCCUAAUGUGACUGGACUGGUCUGACUCAAGACUUGGAAUCCAAAUAGAUCUGAAGUACUUGAAAAAUGAGUGUUCUUCUCAUUGAAGCCUUUUAUGGUGGCUCCCACAAACAGCUGAUGGAUCUCCUCCAGGAAGAGCUACAAGAAGAUUGUGUCCUCUGUACGCUCCCUGCCAAGAAGUGGCACUGGAAGGCACGGACUGCUGCUCUUUAUUUCAUGCAAACAGUGCCAGCAAGUACUAAUUACAGGAUCCUCUUUGCAAGCUCAGUGCUUAACCUGGCUGAACUCAUCGCCCUCCGCCCCGACCUUGGCAAAUUGAAAAAGGUCCUCUACUUCCAUGAGAACCAAUUGGUGUAUCCUGUCCAGAAGUGCCAGGAAAGGGAUUUUCAGUAUGGAUACAACCAGAUUCUUUCAUGUUUGGUUGCUGAUGCUGUCGUGUUCAACUCUGCUUUUAACAUGGAAUCGUUUCUUACAUCCAUUGGAAAAUUUAUGAAGCUGAUUCCUGACCACAGACCUAAGGAUUUGGAGAAAAUAAUCAGACCGAAGUGCCAAGUUCUUUAUUUUCCAGUCAGGUUUCCUGAUGUGAGCAGGUUCAUGCCAGCACACAAGCUUACCCAUUUGCAAAAGGUAAUUGGUGUUAAAAGAAAUGGAGAUGCUUAUCAAUCGGAGGGUCUGCCCGGGCAGCAGAAGACCAGAGCUUUGGGAGUUUUAAUGAAAAACGGCAACGUGCAGAGCGAGUCUGGACUUUGUGAAGCCCAGCCUGGACUUUGUACCACACAGCACGAGGGACUGCCUUCCCCAGGAACAGCACCAGCACGACUGAACGAGGCUGAAGCAUCAGAAAGUACAACUUCUUGUCAGGAAGAAGAUAAGCAACAGCUGACUUUUAACCUCUGUAAUGUCUUGAGUGGACAAGACUAUCAGCAGAGACCUUUACACAUCGCCUGGCCUCACAGGUGGGAACACGACAAAGAUCCUGAAACUUUCUUCAAAGUCCUGCUGAAACUGAAAGAGAAAGAUCUACCUUUUCAGGUCUCUGUCCUUGGAGAGGCUUUCACUGAAAUUCCAGAUAUCUUUUCAGAGGCCAAAAAAGCGUUGGGAUCUUCUGUCUUGCACUGGGGCUACUUACCCAGCAAAGAUGACUAUUUCCAGGCUCUCUGCAUGGCUGAUGUUGUCAUCUCAACAGCCAAACAUGAGUUCUUUGGCGUGGCAAUGGUUGAAGCUGUGUAUUGUGGCUGUUACCCACUGUGUCCCAAAGCUUUGGUGUACCCAGAGAUAUUUCCAGCUGAAUAUCUGUAUUCUACACCUGAACAGCUUUUUAAAAGGCUUCAGAAUUUCUGCAAGAGACCAGAUAUUGUGAGGAAACAUCUCUAUAAGGGCGAGACGGCUGGGUUUGCUUGGGCAGCGCUCGGCGGUAAAUUCAGGUCUCUGCUCGCAGCAGAACCGAGGGAAGAUUUGUGACAGAUGGGGCUAAGUCACAAACUUGCAGCCUCAGGCAGAAUUGUGGAAGUUUCCAGAGUGUGCCCAUAUUUACCUGAUCAGAGAGAAAAGAAAAUCUGCAGAGGAAGCCGAGCCUGGCUGCUUGUCAUAGCUGACACAGAGCCAUCUGCCACAAACCUGUGGCGGCUUCAGAUCUCCAAUCCCUGCCACCACCCCAGCUCAAAUUAAAUACAGAUUCUUAGAGACGUUAUGAUGGUUACACAUGUCCUCGGCAUCACAUGCAGGAGACUGUUCAAAAAAAAUAUGUGGCCUGUUGUAUAACCGCACUCAUGUAUCCCAUAUGUGGUGCCACAUUGAGUUUCCGGUUGAAUCUGUUUUUAUCCUUUGUACUGGAUGACAUGGUGCCUGAAUUCUUUCUUUUCGCCGACACGAUGGCAGCCAAGCUGCAGCUUCAAACGCUCACACUUGGCUGAGUUUCUACCUAGGUUGCCAGGUUAUCAUUGGAGCCUUAUUGUGUCCUCAAAGGGCCACAGGGCCUGAAAGGAGGAUCCGAACACUGCCGGACUAAUUGGGCAGCCAUCUCCGGGUUGUUUGGAGGCAAAGGGCUGCUUUAGCACUUUUUUUUUUAUCCUUUUUUUUUUUUUUUUUUUGGCAAAUUAAUGACUCUCUGGCACGGGGGUUUUUAAGUGAAGGUAUUAAUAAGGGGUCUGGCAGGUAAUCCCAUGAUUCGCGGAGUUACAUUUGCAUUUAAUUAAUCUUAAAGAAAGCUGAAAGAUAAACAGCUGUAAUUCAAACUAGCAUGGGAAAUAUGCUACAUGGUGCCAUCUAUCCGAUAAAAUGAAAGCCUAGACACUUGUUUUAUUUCUCUCAAGGAUGGAGAACAAACAGAUAACAGUCAAAAUACUUCCAAUAAAAACCAGUAGCUGAAAUGUAACGGCAGUUCAUCAAGAAUCUUCGCAUCCAGUUACAAAUACAGUCUUUUAAAGAUAAAUCACUUAUGAUUCCAGCAGUCAAGCUGCUAUAUUUGUUGAUGUAAAAUGUUUUGAAGAUGUAGAUUGUACAAUAAAUUUUUAAUAAAGUGCCCACUGCAAUUUUUAAUUAGCAUAUCUCAUUCAUGUAUAAGUGUGUACAUCUAUCUGUAUGUUUAUCACUAUGCAUAUCCUUGUGUCAGAGUCAAUGAAUGCAAUUGUGUCUUUAUCUGAUGAAGUAGAAUCUGUUUUGCAAGUGAUAAUAAAACGUUAUGACAAUUCUAGA
Messenger RNA from Apus apus (common swift), 2849 nucleotides. RefSeq names its product glycosyltransferase like domain containing 1 (gene QTMAN). The transcript is spliced from 11 exons. The record is from RefSeq and is a predicted model, not a curated record. Gene Ontology annotation, molecular function: glycosyltransferase activity. NCBI's taxonomy places the organism in Eukaryota, Metazoa, Chordata, Aves, Apodiformes, Apodidae. The coding region runs from base 222 to 1616 and encodes 464 amino acids.